This is a messenger RNA of Adineta steineri, 251 nucleotides long. The record is from the annotation of a GenBank genome assembly. Lineage: Eukaryota; Metazoa; Rotifera; Eurotatoria; Adinetida; Adinetidae.
AUGACGAUAACGUCUUAUUUAUUAUUAUAUAUUGUGGGUUCAUUAGUAUUAUCUAGAUCAAAUGCUAUUCAAUGGCCAAAACCAAUUACAUAUUCAUCUUCAUCUUCGGCUCAAGUUAUUUCUGAUUUAAUUUCUCGAGUACUUGAUAAUGCUCCAUCUGCUAAACUUUUUCAAGUUUCAAUUCAACCAGAUUUAGCUGUCAACGGUAAAGAUGUUUUUGUACUUUCUAAUGGAUCAACAUCAGGUUCAAU